Calliphora vicina (urban bluebottle blowfly) is the source of this 2626-nucleotide messenger RNA. It is a transcript of the gene Elp2, whose product is annotated as elongator complex protein 2. Gene Ontology annotation, biological process: tRNA wobble uridine modification. Gene Ontology annotation, molecular function: protein binding. NCBI's taxonomy places the organism in Eukaryota, Metazoa, Arthropoda, Insecta, Diptera, Calliphoridae. The transcript is spliced from 4 exons. Gene Ontology annotation, cellular component: elongator holoenzyme complex. The coding region runs from base 72 to 2504 and encodes 810 amino acids. The record is from RefSeq and is a predicted model, not a curated record.
GUUUUUUGUUGACAACAACACGUGUGGUUUACGUCGAAAAAAAUAUAUUUUUCGUAAAAUUUACCUAAAAAAUGAGUGUUGAAAAUAUUUACACUUCUAUCGGCUGCAACCGUACCACAGAAAGUGCGGACUGGGGCAGUAAUGGCUUAAUUGCCUUUGGAGCAUGUAAUGCCGUGGCCAUUUAUGAUCCACAGUUCGAGGCGUAUUCAGCAAAAAUAACCCACACCUACGUCAGACACUCGAAAAGAGUUAACACUGUAAGAUGGUUAAAAAGUUUCCAGCAAGAUAAAGAAAUAUAUUGUUUGUCCGGCUCUGAUGACAAAUUGGCUAUCUUAUGGAAUAUUGAAAAUCGUGAUGACGUCAAAAGUUUUGAGUUAAAAGGUCACGAAAGUGGAGUUAAUGCGGUCGAUGGUUUACAGCGCUCGAAUGGAGAAUGGUUACUUGCGACAGCUGCUGCUGACUCCACUAUAAAAUUAUGGUCAUUUAAUGAAAACAAUGAAGAGCCCAUUUGUAAACAAACUUUACUUUUAAAUACUGGAUUUUGUUUCACCCUAAGACUCAAGUUAUUACCCAAGUCCGAACAAGUUUUACUAGCUUUUACAGCUGAUGAUGAAAGUGUGGCCCUAUGGGCUGAAGAUGUUGUACAAGAACAGCAAUGUGAUGAAUUUAAAUUUCAGCCUGUACAUAAAUUGCUGGGACACGAAGAUUGGGUACGUGGCUUAGAUUUUGUACGUGAAGGAGAUGAUUUACUAUUGGCCAGCUCUUCACAAGACAAUUUUAUACGUUUGUGGCGCAUAGCUCCCAGAAGCGCAGAGCAGGUUCUCAACAAUAAAGUAGACAUAUUCAAUUUAUUAGAUGAAGCUACUGGCGAAAUACGUGUUGAGGAGAAAAUUCUACAGUUGACCGGAGAUUCGUGGUAUGCCAUUAGUUUGGAGUCUGUAUUGUAUGGCCACGACAACUGGGUGUAUGGCGUUAAUUGGUAUAAAUCAUCCGAACAAUCUCUAAGUUUGCUUUCUGCUUCCAUUGACAAAACCCUAAUUAUAUGGCAGCCUUCUGAAGAAGGUGGCAUAUGGAUGGAAAAGGUGCGUUUGGGUGAAGUUGGUGGCAAUUCAUUGGGUUUCUUUGGUGGCAAAUUCUCCAGCAAUGGUAAAUCUGUACUCGGUCAUAGUUAUCAAGGUGGCUUCCACAUCUGGAAACAAUCGGAUGAUAAUGAGGCACUUUGGUUACCACAAGUAAAUGCGGGUGGUCAUUUUGGAGAAGUUCGCGAUUUGGCAUGGGAACCUCAAGGCGAAUAUGUUAUGAGUGUUUCUGCUGAUCAGACAACACGUAUACACUCGCCAUGGCGUCACGAUGCAGAAACCUGGCAUGAGUUGGCACGUCCUCAAGUUCAUGGUUAUGAUAUGCAAGCGUUAGCUUUGUUGUCACGUUAUAAAUUUGCCAGUGGUGCUGAGGAGAAAAUUGUAAGAACUUUCCAAGCUUCUGCAAAUUUCAUCGAGAACUUUAGACGAAUUACCAAAGCAGAAGAUGACAAAGAAGGCGAUCAGUUGUUGGAAUCUUUACCCAAAGGAGCUUCAGUACCUUCACUAGGCUUAUCAAACAAAGCAGUAUACACCGUGGAAAAUCCAGCCACUGAGCAGCGUCAUGUUAAAGAUGAAUAUCCCGAAAACUAUUUUACACCCAUCACCUUAAAUGCCCCACCACAAGAAGAGACCCUUAUGCAAAAUACUCUAUGGCCAGAAAUCCAAAAACUUUAUGGACAUGGUUACGAAAUUUUUGCCUUGGCCUCUUCACCCGAUGCUACAUUGUUGGCAUCGUCUUGCAAGUCGUCGAAUGCUGAACAUGCCCAAAUUAUUCUCUGGAAUACAGCCACUUGGAAGCAAAUUCAAAAAUUAUCUGGUCAUCAAUUGACUGUAACACAAAUGCGUUUUUCACCCAAUGGUCAAUAUCUGCUGUCAGUUUCGCGUGAUCGCAGAUGGUCGUUGUUCCAGCGUCAACCUUUGGAUAAUGAAAGUAAUAAAGUUGCUACAUUUGCUUUGUCCGCCUGCACGGAUAAAACGAAUGGUGUACAUACACGUAUUAUAUGGUCUUGUGAUUGGUCUCAUGAUAGCCAAUAUUUUGCCACCUCAUCCAGAGAGGGAAAAGUUGUGAUAUGGUGUAAAACAGAAGAAACAGAGAGUUCAGAUGCUAACAAAUGCACUCUAAAUGGUUGGAAGGCUUUAGAUGUUUUGGAACUUAAAAAUGAGUCGAUUACGGCCGUUACUUUUGCUCACACUUUGCAUGCGAAUGGUUCAUACAUUUUAGCUUUGGGUUGCGAAAGUGGUUUAAUACAUGUCUAUCAAUUUAAUGGCAAAUUUACUUUGUUAUUGUCACUAAAUAAAUCACAAUCUCAUCAUCUAACCGUAAAACGCUUGCAAUUUAGACCCUGUACCAGUGAUAAUACGCAAUUCCAAUUGGCCAGUUGUGGUGAAGAUCAUUUGGUUAGAGUUUAUCAAUUAAAUUUAUAAUUUAUUAAGUUUUGCUAAUUAAUUGUAAUGCAUACAUUUUUUUAUUAAAAUAAAUAUUUACAUAUGUAUAUUAAAGUUUAAAUAAAAUGUUCAUUUAUUGAGUUUUUUAUAAUUUUUAGUUA